AUGUAUACGUCUCACGACCACCUGUUCACGGAAAACAUCAUCCAGGUCCCACUUCCCGACAAGUACAAGUCACCUCCCAUUCCGUUAUACGACGGGAGGAGUGACCCGGACGAUCACUUGGAGGUGUACACAGGGCACAUGGUCCUGCAUGGAUACCCUAAGGAGGUGAUGUGCCGGGCAUUCAGGAAUCACCUUUCUGAUUCCGCGAGGAGAUGGUUUAGGUCCCUCAAACCAAAUUGCAUCACCAGCUGGGAUGAUUUGAAGAACGCCUUUUUGGCUCAGUUCAUAGGUGUCAAGAAAUACAUCCCACCAAAACAGAACCUGUCGAGGGUAUACCAAGGACCUAACGAGUCCCUGAAGGACUGGAUAGCCCGGUUCGGGGAACAGGUCGCCGCCACUGAGGGAAUCUCUAAUGAAGUGGCCCUGAUGGGGGCGCUGUCCAGCAUGAAGAAUGGCAUCCCCUACAGCACAGACCUCGACCGAAGACCGCCCCACACCUAUCAGGAAUUCCUGACAAGGGCGCAGGGGUUCAUAAACGCCGAGGAGGCCAAGAAGGCCUUAAAGAGCAAAGCGACAACCCCUGCCAAGGAGGAGGUAAGGGGCAGUAACGCCUCGACGAGCCAGGGGGAGACCAAGCGGCCCAAGCCGCAAUGGUACGACGCCUACACUCCCCUGAAUAUGGGGAUCGAGAACAUCUACCACGAGAUCAGCCAUCUCCAGGUCCUGCGUCGACCUCCACCCCUAAAGUCUGACCCGGCGCGGAGAAACCAGAACAAAUACUGCCGUUUCCACGGCGAGAGUGGUCACACCACGGCCGAGUGCUACGACCUUAGGGAUGAGGUCGAGAGGCUGAUCCGGGAAGGGAGGCGAGACAAAUACCGAGCCGACCGCAGGAACAACAACAGGCGCAACGACGACUGA
Morus notabilis is the source of this 921-nucleotide messenger RNA. RefSeq lists its product as uncharacterized. The record is from RefSeq and is a predicted model, not a curated record. NCBI's taxonomy places the organism in Eukaryota, Viridiplantae, Streptophyta, Magnoliopsida, Rosales, Moraceae. The transcript is spliced from 2 exons. The coding region runs from base 1 to 921 and encodes 306 amino acids.